UAAACGGUCGCGUAGUGUCACCAGCGUAUAUAAAAAGUUGCUCCUGAGCGAGAUUACCAACCUUAAACCGCCUUAAACUUAACAUAUCGACUACUUAUAUUUAAAAAAAAAUAUUUUAAACAAUUUUAAAAUCAUUUAUAUGUUUUUUUAAAGUAUUUUAUUUCCCGAAAAACAUCCUGUAACCGCUUCGUCGCUCGUCAGUUGUUGGACUACAACCCGGAUGUGACGUCAUAUCUUGCAGCCUCGUCGUUUGAAACAGUUGGCGGUCAAACCUGUGGAGCUCUGUGUUCGCUGUGAUGGCCCCUCUCAAGUUUGUCAUAAAGUGUGGGAACUUUGCCGUGCUGGUGGAUCUCCACGUUCUGCCCCUGGGCGGCCAAGUGGACGCCAGCUGGUUUACUACGGACCACGUCGAGGAGGUGACGGCCCUGGUUCGAGACGCAGUGGACCAGAGAGUGAAGCAGUACGCCGACUCGCUGCACAAUAGGAAGCAGGCCAAACAGAAGAAGGAGCUGGCACCUGCUGCAGCUUUGUCUGCAGAAGGGAAGAGCUUCAGCCUCGUCGCCAACUUCCUAAAGAGGCACUUCAACCUCCGCUGCAUCGUGAAGCAGCUCUACGGAGAUUUGCGUGUGUUUCCUGAACGCUAUGUUGUGUGUGUGAGCCGAUCGGAGGAUGCCUCAGCGCUCCAUGGAAACCCGAGCCUGGCCGCGGCCGAGCUGAAGGAACAAAGCACAUCAGAAUAUUUUUCCAGAGCGGGAGAAACCCAAGAGGCUUUAAACAGCUGCACAAAAACAAAGAAGACUGCUCUUCAGAAGAUAGCCAAACAAGCCAGCGUCCAGCGAGAGCUCUACGGCUCCAUGACGGGGGAGCAGCUGAUUGACCAAAGAGACAGACUGAAAGGGGAAUUAAGAGAAUCAAACCCGAAGGAGACGGCGUCCAGCUCGGAAAGGACGGCAGCAGACCACGAGGAGCCGUUCCCAAGAGCCUUAAAUGAAGCUGUCGCUCAGUCUGCGACUACUCGAAAGCAAGAGAGUCUUCCAGACAGAGUCAGCCCACAUAAGGCCUCUUUAGUCGACUUGAAACUCAGUCAGGAGACGAGCAAGAGCAAGAGGAGCAAGCCAAGUGAUGCAGGGGAAGACCUUCACCCACAGAGGGCCAAGAGGACGUGUCUUGGAAGACCUCCAGGCACGAUGCAGACCCGCUCCAACGAGGGCUCCUCGCAAACAUCCAAGCAUGACCUUCUUCCUCUGCAGCCCCUUCCUCCCGCCGAAGCCGGGGCAGAGGCAGAGUCCAAGGCUUUCCCAGUCUCAGAGUGCAGCGAAACCACACUGGAAGUCGAGCUGCUUACUCCAGGGAAACAGGCCCAGAGGCUCCCCCUCACAAGCAAUAACACGGCACAGACAAACCAAAACAGGCUGGCCGCAAGUCUGAGGGGCCUAUCUGUCAAGCCUGCAUCCUCAGGCUCCUCUAUUAGUUCCAGAUCCACACUCGGAGAGGAGGGGAGUGAAAAUGUGCCCAGAACCUCCAGAUUACGACGACAGAAGAGGUCCUGAGGGGGGGAGAGGCGCUCUACAGUAAAGAUGCCUGACGCCACAGAGAUAGAGAUGAUAUUGUGUCAGGCUGCAUGUUUACUCCAGAUGCAUGUACGCCAGGCUUUUGUACAUGUGUCACAUUUUAACUGCAACAUCUAUUCUUUUCACAUGUGCAGCACAGCCACACACACACACACACACACACACACACACACAUCAAACACUGAGUGCAGUAUGGCAGACGAUACGUGAGCAUUUCUGUUCUGCUUUGUCAAAUAUUUGAAUCAGACUCGGCCUCCACCCAUAAGUAGCCGUGGUCAAGAGAGGCUCGCGAAUGAAAGUCAGAAAGCUUUAAUUGGAGUUUAGAUUUGGUUUUGUGUCAGAGAUUGGGGAUUUCAGACAGGCAGGAGCCAUGCAGUACGUCAUGGCUCUGAAACUCUGAAGCUCUGGCUCCUACGUGUCUGAAAACUGUCCGGUCUCCCCGCUGAAGCUCUGCGCUGAUUGAUUGCUGUUUCCAGAAAUAUUUCAUCACCCCUGCUCUCAAGAAAUCUACUCUUGUUGUUUCAUUUCAUCCUUACACAAUUUGCUCAGCGCUUACCUGAAAUGGAUCCUUAAAUUUGAAGCUAUUAUCCCCCCCCCCCUCCCCUCCUCCUCCUUUUGUUUUAUUGAGUUUGAACCCAGCAUGUUUGGGCGUACGAUGAGCUUUGUGGUUUUGUUUUGGAAACAGCAGGUCGUCUACGGUAUCGCAGGUUGAGAUGUAGCGGCUGUCAUCGCAGGGCUGCUGGAGCGUGGAGCAACCCGGGCAACAGUCCCAAUUUAAACCCGAACAUAAUGACAUAACUGUGUUUUAAUCACUGGAAAGACGUUUUAACAUGUAAAUAAAUUGGUUUUUCCCAAACAUGAA
This is a messenger RNA of Notolabrus celidotus (New Zealand spotty), 2433 nucleotides long. RefSeq names its product SLX4 interacting protein (gene slx4ip). The transcript is spliced from 8 exons. The record is from RefSeq and is a predicted model, not a curated record. Lineage: Eukaryota; Metazoa; Chordata; Actinopteri; Labriformes; Labridae. The coding region runs from base 297 to 1550 and encodes 417 amino acids.